Messenger RNA from Chaetomium fimeti, 975 nucleotides. RefSeq lists its product as uncharacterized. Bases 1 to 942 code for a protein of 313 amino acids. Lineage: Eukaryota; Fungi; Ascomycota; Sordariomycetes; Sordariales; Chaetomiaceae. The transcript has a single exon. The record is from RefSeq and is a predicted model, not a curated record.
AUGACCCAUAGUCAGGAGACAAAACACGAAACAGGAGCACUGCUGAGCUGGCAAAGGGUUGUCGUCGAAAAAACAUGGAGAACUUCCCCCUACCCUGAUACGCUUCUCCCCCACUUGGCUCCAGGCAUUGUCAGCAGCGAUGAUUUUGCUGGUUUCGGAGUCGGCCUGAACCUGUGCGAGAAACUCAGUCAGUCCGAAAACAAACUCUUCGAUAGCUACGGUAUCCUCGACAACCAGGUCGGACGGCCCACCAAAAGAUACUCCAUCAAACCUGACACUUCAGACAAUGACUCCCAACCCCGGUCUCUCGUCUCCCUGAGCGACAUCCUUGCGCACAACCGCUUCCCGGUCAUACCUCUCACCGGCCGUCUCCAGCUUGCCCUGACGAUUUCCUGCAGCAUCCUGCAACUGCACGACACCCCCUGGUUCCCGACCAUCCUCACCAGUAGUCACAUCUUCUUCCUCCAGGAACACAACGGCCCCGACCCGGCAGCCAUGUACUCGCGCCCAUUACUCCUACAACAUCUCGCCAACUCGGCAGCGCCGCCCACGGUACACGUACAGUACCCCCCCGAAGAGGAAGAACAAGUGGUGAAGCUGGAAGGGGGGCUGAUCGCGAAUCGCAAUCCGACGCUGCUGUCGCUGGCGUGCCUGCUGAUAGAGGUGCUCCUGUGGCAGCCGCUCGACUCGCGGUGUACCACUGCUGGUUCUCCCGCGGGCGGCGCCGUAGAUCUGAUGGCGGACUUUGUGGCUGCGCAGGCCCUGAUGCCCAAUGUAAAGUUGAUGGGCGAGGAGUGCGAGGAGGCGGUGGAAUGCUGUCUCUAUGAGGGUCGGGGAUCUCAGCGAGGCCGUGGGCUAGAGGAUGGAGAAUUGUAUGAGAAGGUUUAUCGGGGGGUUGUGCCUUUGUUGGAGAAGGAUUUGGAAUGGCGUAGGAAGAAGUGAAUGGCAUAGGUAUAUUAUAAAUAAUACUUCCAA